AUGACGAAGGUAACGCGGAAAGUCGGGAAGUAUGAGGUCGGCCGGACAAUCGGCGAAGGGAAUUUCGCCAAGGUCAAGUUUGCUCGGAACCAGGAGACUGGUGAAAGCGUCGCCAUUAAAGUGAUGGCCAAAUCCACCAUUCUCAAAAACAAAAUGGCUGAUCAGAUUAAAAGAGAGAUAUCGAUCAUGAAGAUUGUCAGACAUCCUAAUAUUGUUAGGUUGCAUGAGGUUUUGGCAGGUCGGACGAAGAUAUAUAUCAUUCUUGAGUUCGUUACUGGAGGAGAACUGUUUGAUAGAAUUGUCCACCAAGGAAGGCUUAAAGAGCACGAGGCAAGACGAUACUUUCAACAACUUAUAGAUGCAGUGGACCACUGUCAUAGUAAGGGUGUGUACCACAGAGAUCUUAAGCCUGAAAACCUUCUUCUUGAUGCUGCCGGGAAUUUGAAGGUCUCUGACUUUGGAUUGAGUGCGUUGCCUCAGGAUGGUGUUGAUAUUCUCCAUACUACCUGUGGUACACCGAAUUAUGUUGCCCCGGAGGUGCUCAGCCACCAAGGUUAUGAUGGGGCAGCUGCCGACAUAUGGUCAUGUGGAGUAAUCCUCUAUGUUCUGAUGGCUGGAUAUCUUCCAUUUGAUGAGACAGACCUUCCAACUUUGUUCAAGAAGAUAAAUGCUGCAGAAUUCACUUGUCCUUUUUGGUUUUCUCCAGAUGCAAAGGCCCUGAUAGAUAAGAUACUUACUCCCAAUCCGAAAAAACGCAUAAGGAUAAAGGGAAUUAGAAGAGAUCCAUGGUUUCGGAGGAACUACGUGCCUGUGAAACACACUGAAGAAGUGGAAGUGAAUCUGGAUGAUAUUCGUGCAGUCUUCGAUGACAUCGAGGACCAAUAUGUAGCAGAGAAAUCAGAAUGCAGUGACACUGGACCAUUAAUAAUGAAUGCCUUUGAAAUGAUUACCCUUUCCCAGGGGCUAAAUCUAUCAGCACUGUUUGACAGACACCAGGACUAUAUAAAGAGGCAAACUCGUUUUGUAUCCCGUAGACCAGCAAAGGAUAUAAUCUCAACAGUCGAAGCAGUUGCUGUCUCAUUCGGCCUCAAGGUUCAUACGCGUGGUUACAAGAUGAGGCUUGAAGGAAUGUCAGCGAAUAAGACUGGUCAUUUAGCAGUGGUGUUGGAGGUUUACGAAGUCGCACCUUCACUGUUCAUGGUAGACGUAAGGAAGGCAUCAGGGGAGACUCUCGAGUAUCACAAGUUCUACAAGAACUUCUGUGCAAAGCUCGACGAUAUCAUAUGGAAGCCAGCAGAAGGAGCAAACUCAGGCCUGCUUCGAACGAUGACUUGCUGA
This is a messenger RNA of Linum trigynum, 1338 nucleotides long. NCBI's taxonomy places the organism in Eukaryota, Viridiplantae, Streptophyta, Magnoliopsida, Malpighiales, Linaceae. The record is from the annotation of a GenBank genome assembly.